AUGUCCGAACUUAGGUAUCGCGAUAUCAAAGUGUCUUCUUUCGAUCUUCGUCCUCGCCAAGUAAUUGAUCCCCUCAAGAUCUCCUCGGACAAUGCACGAACCUGUGCAGAAUCACCCAUCUCGGAUGAUAUCCAGGAUGGAAUUGACGCCGGCGUCCACUUUCCCCAUCAACGUUGCACACAGAAGGCCAACAUGUCGAGUGCCCUGGAGGUUCAACACAAGGCCACGAUGUUCGUGCGCUUAUGUAUUCAGUGUUCAAGCUUGGCGCUCUUGUACUACGACUACGCCAUCACCUGGCCGCGCGAAGUCCAACAUAUCUGGAUGCGCAAGUUCUCUUUCGGUACCGCCCUGUACUUCACAUGUCGUUAUGGGAUGGUGUCGAACGUCAUCUAUGCCCUUGCGCUAACAGAGAAGCUUCCAAUGAUGAGGGACUGUGCUUGUGUUGGAAACAGUGAGAUUAUCCUGCUCUGUGAUCAGGGAUAUCGGCUGGCUGCCAUAGUUGCAUGCAUCGGGAGGAUAGCUAUUGUUCUGGUUUGGGGUCUCAGGACAUAUGCCAUCUCUAACCGGAACAUAUGCGUCUUGACCAUAUUUGGGCUAUUUGGAUCAUCUGUUAUCGGUCUCGCUAUCCUGCAUGUCCCAUAUGCCGCGUGUCACGGCUAUCGAGGGAAUCCUCCAGGUACGCAGGAGACCAUGGACGUUGGCUUUAGUUUCAAGCUUUUCCUUGCGAUUCAGUCCUCAGUUAGCGUCGCCCGCGUGUUGUUCGCAGGUCUAUUAUAUUUCGCCUCCGUGACAGUUCUUACGAUCUGCACAGUGGUCCUUCAGCAUGCUGCUCCAGUUGCGUGUCAUGGUCGUACAACGCCAUUCUCUGUUGCCCUGAUACAAUCCUUACAGGAAGGAUUCUUCAUCCAACGGCUACUAAAUGCACACACACUCCCGCUCUCCGGUCUCAUGACCGCGCGCUUCCUCCUCCACCUUCGCGUUUGGAGCCACCGUCGAUGCACAAACUCGUUUGUGGAGACUCCUAGUUUGGGUUUGUUCAAGAAUAUCGAGGCUGAUGCGCAGCCGGGAUAUUCGGCCAGGGCCAGUUUCAUCAUGCACUCGAUAGUGGACGAGUUCGGGGAGGAUCCCGUGGCGCAGGCUCAUCGACAAGCUGUCUCGACAGGCGGUGUGGAGGAUAUUGAACUCUAUGACGAUGAGACCUAUGACGGCCUCCCCAAUCUCAAACACGCCCGACACCUACUAGAGGUUCUUGCCCGUUGUCUUGACCAACUAAACACCCGCUUCUGCCACCUCCAACCUCUCCGCACGCUUGGCAAACUAUUAGGCAUGCACAUCCUUCAAUUUCUUGCUUCGUUCGCAGCCCUCUCCACGCUGGCUAACGCGCACCCUGGCGGAGAAGAAUUGAUGGAGAGGGACGAAUUUAGAGCUCGUUCGCUCCAAGCUCGCAGCUGUUCCUCCCAAAUAGCCCGAUUUGUCGACAUGCGCAGAGCCCUCCGCGAACCGAGGCCCCUUAGGAGAGGCAGCGGAGGUCAAGAUAGAGAUAACGAUGAUGACAAUCACAGUGGGGGCCGAUACACUGACAUACAGAAUUUCACUUGCGUUACGGCGCCAGAGGUCACCGAGGGCCCGUACUACGUCGGGAAUGAGUACGUUCGGAACGAUCUUCGCGAGAACCAGCAAGGUGUAACGCUCAUCCUCGACAUCGGCGUCAUCGAUACGACCACCUGCCAACCUUUCCAAAACGCCUUCGUCGACCUUUGGGCAGCGAAUUCCACGGGCUUCUAUGGCGGGUACCAGGGUGGGAACAUUCACCAGGAUACCUGGCUGCGCGGUGGCGAGUUCACAAACACCCGCGGGAUGGUCGAGAUCACGACUAUCUUCCCUGGGUUCUACGUGAAUCGGACGGCGCAUGUGCAUAUUAUGGUACAUAAGGGCUCGGAGGCGAGGCCGAACGGGACAAUCAUCUCGAGCUCUGGGACAACCACACAUAUCGGGCAAUUCUUCUUCGACGAAAGCUGGAACGACCAGGUCUACGCUACGCAUCCGUACAACACCAACACGCAGGGCCGUACGUUGAAUAGUCAGGAUUGGUUUAUUGGGAGUGCAGAGGGACAGGGAUUCGUCCACAUGCAAUACCUCGGAAAUUCGCUCGAUGACGGCCUUCUGGGCUAUAUUACCGUCGCCGUUGACGGCUCCAAGAACUACACGGUGCAAGGGAAGAACGAACUUUAG
Messenger RNA from Cyclocybe aegerita, 2232 nucleotides. NCBI's taxonomy places the organism in Eukaryota, Fungi, Basidiomycota, Agaricomycetes, Agaricales, Hemipholiotaceae. The record is from the annotation of a GenBank genome assembly.